CUCCCCCCCCCCCCCCCCCCCCCAAUUAUUCUGCAAAAACCAAAACGGGAACUAAAUGUUCUGAAAAAUGAGUAACUUGUUAUGGAAUUUUACCUGUUAGUGAAAGUCAAGAUAUUAUGAUCAACUUGUUUGUCAGUUAGAAUUGGUUCAAAUUAUCAAAGAUUUUUUUCUGAUGCCAACUGUCAAGUAGGUGUUGCUAUUAAUAUAGUUAUGUUUAAAUCAUGUAUGUGUGGGUCGACUUCAUAGGUUGAACACCUUUCAUUUUUUUAUUAUGGCAUUAGGUUAAUUGGUUAUUAAGAUGCAUGAUUGCUUCUGGAUAACCAUCAAACAUUGCUAUCAUAGACAUAAGGGAUCACUUCGUCUUGAAAUUCAGUUUCACCACAGUUGCAGCUUAAUCUUCUUCCCUUCUCUUGGAACUCUUGGAAAGUAUGCAAGCUGGGACAUUGGAGCCUGAAGUUGCAUUCCUCAAUGCUUUACUUAUUCCAGAUAUUUUCCCUGUUCUAGCAGCUGCACACAAGACACUUGUAGCCAAGUCACGGGACUCUUUGACCACACAUACUCUUCAUUCAGAGCUCGUUUUCAACUACUCAGGGUCCAAGCAUAUUACUGAAUCUUUGAAAAGAUGUGGCAUCUCUGACACCACAACUUAUAUCCUUGCUGCACGAUUUGAUGCUACUCCUGAUGAGAUAAAGGCCAUAGAGAAGCUCAUUAAUGGAAAAGAGAUUGACCUAGAGGAGCUGGAAGGAAGAGCAACUCAAUCCAUGAUACAAAAGCAUUACAAGAUAUCUGCCUCGGAACUUGGAUUAUCAUCACUUGCAGAUGCAAUAACUUGCCGAAUAGCAGCUCGUGAUGCCUUGUGAGAAGAAUGAUUAUGAUUUGUGAUCUGCUUGUAUACUACCAGUUUUAUUAUCUCUCCCUGAUCUACCGUAGAAUAAUAUGUCAUGGAAAUUAAAAGAAAGCUUUUAGCCCCCAUCCUGUACUUUAUCUUAUCAAACUUUCUAUUUUUUUUUGUUUUUUUUUUUUAA
This is a messenger RNA of Gastrolobium bilobum, 1025 nucleotides long. RefSeq lists its product as uncharacterized. The coding region runs from base 429 to 860 and encodes 143 amino acids. The transcript has 6 exons. NCBI's taxonomy places the organism in Eukaryota, Viridiplantae, Streptophyta, Magnoliopsida, Fabales, Fabaceae. The record is from RefSeq and is a predicted model, not a curated record. Gene Ontology annotation, biological process: tRNA threonylcarbamoyladenosine modification; telomere maintenance via recombination. Gene Ontology annotation, cellular component: cytosol; EKC/KEOPS complex; nucleus.